Molecule: messenger RNA, 5714 nt
Organism: Ixodes scapularis (black-legged tick)
Lineage: Eukaryota; Metazoa; Arthropoda; Arachnida; Ixodida; Ixodidae
Gene: Gbeta13F
Product: guanine nucleotide-binding protein G(I)/G(S)/G(T) subunit beta-1
Exons: 8
Coding region: 366-1388 (340 amino acids)
Biological process (GO): G protein-coupled receptor signaling pathway
Cellular component (GO): heterotrimeric G-protein complex; cytoplasm
Molecular function (GO): protein binding; signaling receptor complex adaptor activity
Source: RefSeq, a predicted model, not a curated record
CGCGAACAGAAUCUGACGGAGCGCAUGCGCCGACUUGGUGCUACUAAAUUCACUACGGGGUCUCGGGCGGUUUGUGCACGGGAGCCGCACCCUGCUCAAGGCGGACGGGAAAAAAAAUUUACGAACACGCUUUGGAUUCUUGUGCACUGGGCGAGUUUCGAGGCGUGGAUUGGAUGUUGCAGUGUGGAUUUUGAGGUUCGUCGGUUAAGCGUAGCGGACACUCUUCCAUGCUGCUCAACGAACGGCUGUGACGGCAGGCCGGGAGACCAUUCGCCCCACGGCAAGCCUGGGACACCCGGCGACUAGCUAGGCCUAUUCUUAGAGGGAAGUUACACUCGGAAGGUUGCGGAGCCUAAACUAGCAGAAUGAAUGAAUUGGACAGUCUACGUCAAGAAGCGGAAACGUUAAAGAACACAAUACGAGAUGCACGGAAAGCGGCAUGUGAUACCACCCUGGUGCAAGCGACGGCCAACAUGGAACCCGUGGGGCGUAUCCAGAUGCGGACGAGACGCACGCUACGGGGACAUUUGGCCAAGAUCUACGCGAUGCACUGGGGCUCUGAUUCCCGCUACCUGGUGUCGGCGUCCCAGGACGGCAAGCUGAUAGUGUGGGAUGCAUACACCACCAACAAGGUGCAUGCGAUCCCACUGCGGUCGAGCUGGGUGAUGACGUGCGCCUACGCCCCGACCGGGAGCUACGUGGCCUGCGGGGGCCUGGACAACAUCUGCUCCAUCUACAGCCUGAAGACGCGCGAGGGCAAUGUGCGCGUCAGCCGAGAGCUGCCGGGACACACGGGCUACCUGUCUUGCUGCCGCUUCGUCGACGACAACCAGAUCGUCACCAGCUCCGGGGACAUGACCUGUGCUCUGUGGGACAUAGAGACUGGCCAGCAGUGCACAUCGUUCACGGGACACACCGGAGACGUCAUGUCCCUCUCGCUGUCCCCCGACUUCCGAACCUUCGUGUCGGGGGCGUGUGAUGCCUCUGCCAAGCUAUGGGACGUCCGCGAUGGCAUGUGCAAACAGACAUUCCCAGGGCACGAGUCGGACAUCAAUGCAGUGACGUUCUUCCCCAACGGGUAUGCGUUUGCGACGGGGUCGGACGACGCGACGUGCCGCCUGUUUGACAUGCGGGCGGACCAGGAGCUGGCCAUGUACUCGCACGACAACAUCAUCUGCGGCAUCACCUCGGUGGCCUUCUCCAAGUCGGGGCGCCUGCUGCUGGCCGGCUACGACGACUUCAACUGCAACGUCUGGGACUCCAUGAAGGCCGAGCGCGCCGGCGUCUUGGCGGGCCACGACAACCGCGUGAGCUGCCUGGGUGUCACCGAAGACGGCAUGGCCGUGGCCACGGGCUCUUGGGACAGUUUUCUCAAGAUAUGGAACUAGGGCAAAGACAGCAACAACUGCAAGAGAAGGGAGGAGAGAAGGAAGAGGGAAAUACCUCCUUUCCCUCCUUCCUCCCCCUCCCCGCUGCCUCCUCCACUGCACUCCCCGCCCCUCAUCUCCCUCCCCCCCUCCCUCCCACACCCGGCCGUAAAGAGGAAAGGGAAGACAAAAAAAAAUCACAGGAACCAAGGGGAGGGGAGGGGGGGCUCCUUCUCGGAAGUGGCGCGGCGCUUCUUCGUGUUGCACUGGACCAAGCUCUCUCUUUUUCCCCUUGCCCACAAACUCUUCCUUCUGUCUUAUUCCUCUCUUUGCUGCCCUCUUCGUCGCACUCUUCGGUUAAUUUUUCUGCAUCCCCCUCUGUCGUCGGGAUGGCUCUCGAGGAUGAGCAUUGCUUCCACUUAGAGGCCGGUUUUUCCUUUCCGGGGGAUUGCGCCUUGAGCUUGGCGUUCCGGGGCGGCCCUUCGGGGCGUGCGUCGGCGUGUGUGUCGCAGGGCGAAAGGUUGUGUGCUUGAGCGUCACGCAUGCGAGAAGCGGCGGGCCAGGCUCAGAGUCGAGAAUCCAUCGAAGUUUAGUCCCCGGCCCGACCGCCCCCCCACCCCGCGCUCCAAUUUCUUUUUCUUGUUGUUGGAGAAAGAGAAAACGGAGACUGUCUGUCUGUGUCUUUUCUGCUGGGCACACCAGCUUUUAAAUUCUCUAGUCACAGGUGCGUGCGUGCGUGUGUGCAUGAGUGAACGAGCGUACGUGUGAGGAAAAGGCGUUCUCCCGUUGUCCCCCUCUUUCUUUCUUUUUUUUUUGUCCCGGCUGCCACACCUCUUCGACCCGUCGGCUCUCGGAGGUUGGCCGCGCACAUUGUUUCCGACGAGACGAACAGGGACAAAGGGUACUGCUUUUUUUUUUUAUAUAUAUAUAUAUUAUAUAUAUCUGGCCGUAGUUUGCCAAACUGCGAGCAUAUUUUCCAAAAAGGCACAGCCAGUUUGCCGGCCUGUUCCGCUCUUACUGCCUGUACUAUUUGUGUCCUUUCUUGAGGAGGAGUUGGAAAUAAAAUACUAGGAUUACGUUUUUUGUUUCUUUGCGGAACGUCUGGGCUGCCCCAAAGGGCUUUGUUUCUUUCGUUCUCAAAAGCUUCUUUUUUUCUUUUUUGUCUCUCUUGGCGGCGCCCUGGCUCUUACAAAUUUUUGGGGCAAUUUGUAUUUUUUGUUUCUUUUGUACAUAGCCUUGUAAAUGUUAAUUUUGACGGCAUGUGUGUUCCGUUUUUUCGUUUCUGCACAAGGGCUAGGAUCUGGUUAUUGUUUCAAUUUUGCGCUCAGUCGCCGAGUUUCCGCAAAAUGGGCAAAUACGGGCGCGUGCCGAAGGUUUUUAUUUCUCGUCCCCCUUUCUGCGCCUAGUGCCGGAUGCGACCACUCUGGUCACGUUAGGCUCGGGUUGAGGAACCGCACAGAUGCGCAGGUUGCCCGAGUUGGUGGCUUUUCUUCGGCCCUUUACUCUCUCCAUCCUUUAGUGACAGUGCGGAUCCACCUUUUUCUUCGCCACAUUCUUCGGGUCGAAAGUGCCGUAUGGCCGAGAGUGCGAGUGUGUUCUACCGGCUUGGCUUUGGUUUGUUUGGCUUAGGUCAUAGCUUCCGCCGAUGAAACUCUCACGGGCCAGGGUGCCGUGCACGCCUUUCUUUGCUAACGCUUUCUGCCGCCCCCUUCCCCCUCCUCUCACCCUCCCCCCCCUCACCCAGCCACCUCCUGCAGCAUCUCCACCUCCCGACCUCUGCCCACGUUUUUGCCCGGCGGAAGGAACUGGUUUCUGUGCGGUGUCCGUUUUGCCACAAACGUGAGUGCCAGUGCAUCUGAUGUGUGCGGUCGUGGUUUGGUUGUUCCUUUUUUUUUUUUCCGUCCCCCCCCUCCCUUUUUUUUUCUAGGAUUUUGAGGCAUUUUUGUUUGCAAUGAAGCGAAAGUCGCAUUCGCCGGGAAGUCUGACGCGCGUCAAGACCCCGGGAACGCCGGAACUGGAUGCUGGCGCCCAUGGAGAGCCGACGGACCUGCUCUUUGGCUUAUCACGAGGAUGACCAAAACUGAAGGGGAGGGAAGGGGGGGCGGGGAACGCGUCUGCUGCGAGAUCGUCGUGUGCGUGUGUGUGCAUGCAUCUACCCGUUUCCAAACAGAGGGAGAGACUCUUCCUCGUAGCUUUAUUUAUUUUAUUUUUUUUUUCCGCCGCCCCUUUUCUUCGGCUCUUCUCCGAGCAGGAGGGAGGUCCGUGACUGCUCACGCGACGGGCAGUUGCCGGGACGUUUGCGUGGGGGAUCUAGGUGGCGUGGUCGCCCGGACAAGAGCCCCAGUCUGGGCGACCUCUUCACUGCCCCCUCUUACCCUUUCUGUCCGCCCCCGCGGCAGAAGGGUGGGUCCGGCACGCCGCCCGCCCGCGCAGAAGAGCUUUGGCGCACAUGCAUCGGCUCGGUCGCGGACCUCCCGUUGGCCUGCCUGCCCCGCUGUUGCCUCGAGUCCCGGGGAAGAGCUGCGAGAAUGCUGCGUGAGGGCUUCUUGUUUUUUUUGUCCUUUUUAAUUGUAUCUCUCUGCUGCCAUGUUCUCCUUUUUCUUUUUUACGGGAGUGUCGCUACAAAGGCGGGGAGAACAAAACAAGUCACUUUUCCAGGCAUAAGCAGCGGCGGCGGCAGUCUUCUCUGUAAAAUUUCGAAGAGGGUAAAAAAAAAAAAUAUACAUAUUGUUAUGAAUAUGUAUACAUGCAGAGACACUGUCACGGUUUGUCGCUGGUACAUAUAUAUAUACACACACACAGAUGUACACACAUACCCACACAUGCAGACAUAGGACGUCGAUCGCUCGGGCAGUGUCGAGGGUUUUCUCUCGCGUGGUUGGAACGGGAACUUUGCGAUGUUUGGUGCGAGGAUGCCUCACUGCCCCGAGUGUGACAACUGCCAUACUUCUAAGGUGAUGACGAGGAGGGGGAAACAAAAAGCUGGGUUUGUGUAGGCUACAAAAAGAGGGGAGGGGGAACGGUUUUAGGGAGAGGGUGCACCGCCCUUCCCCCGCGCGGCAGGUCCCCUCCCCCUCGGGACGAGCGUCUUGUGCACUUUGGUACGCCCCCCCCCCCCCCCCCUUUUCUCCUGGGCCCUCCGGGCCCUCUUCCGGUUUGUCGUUUCUUUCCUACGUUCCCCCCUAUCACUCUUCUCCUCCCCCUUUUUUUGUUAGGUACCUCGUAUCUUUUUAUAUGACGGAAAGAAAAUAGUGUGGCUAGUGCAGCGAGCACGCCGCUCUAAAAGACUGUUAACUAGAGGCGAGCGCAAUUCGUUCGUCUCUUGCGUGUGGUAGGGACUGCCCUUCCCUCGGACUCCUUUUUCGAUUUGCAAAUGGGCGAUCUGUUUCCCGCCUCGUCGCGGAAAAGAGAAAAAAAAGCGGACAGAGCGAACAAAUUGCCCGAAACUUUAUAUAUAUAUACAUAUAUAUAUACGAAAUAUGUAUCUUCAUAUGUGUAUGCGCAUUACCAAGGACACAGACGCUCGCACGAGCGUCGUCCCAUCCCUUCCUGUGCCCGCCUUGCACUUUGCGGCCGACGACCCUUUCCCUCUUUUGUAUGACUGGUCGCCACCCACCCUCAUCCACCAGUGCCGAGUAUGCAGUCAACUUGGUUUUGCUCGUGCACGCGACUUGUUUCCUCGCUCUGGCCGCGCGUCGCCAACGGCCAGUCGCUCGGACACUUCACGACGGAGCGCUCUUUGGGGAGAAAACGGCUUGGGCGCUUCUCCGUAGUCGAGGCUUCUCGACGAGCUCCGUUUUUCGCAAAUCGGCUGCGGCAGCGUCGGCGGUAGUUGUCAAGGUUUUGCUUGGCCUCUCUGUCUCAGAUUCUCUCUCUCUCCCCUGAAGCUCCUUCUUGAUUUUAUUUUUUUUUUCCCUCGCAGGGUACAAAAUAGGCAAAGGGAAACCACCAAAUGUCUGGUCCCCUCCCCUCUUCCUUGAGUUUUUGUUUUUUUACUAAUGGUUUUGUUUGCAUUUUUAGUUUUGCUUUUAGUUCUAUUGGGCAAAAAAAAUAUAAAAAACAAUUACUCGGAUUUGAUGAGCUGUGCAGGGGGGGGGGAAAUGCAACCUACAGAACACAAACACGUUGAAAGAAAAAAAUGGUUUCGAAGUGUGGGGAAAAGUGCAAAAGAAAAGCGGAGAGUGAAGGAAGAAAAAAAAAACUUGUUCCCGGGUGUUUUUUCGACACCUGGCCAGCCUGUGUGUCUUAUUUCAGUAUGUAGCUUUCAGUCUUGUUUGUGAACCAGUUUCCUUGUGUAUGUUAUUUAACUUGUCCAAUAAAGCUGUUUGUCUUUACGUACAAAAGAAA